AUGAUGCGCAUCAGCCUUCUUGGACUUCUGGCUGUUGUUACCCCCGCUCUUGCUCAUGGCAGGGAUCCGCACCAGAAGACGUGCCAUGUCCCUGCGAUCGGCGGAGGAGAGGACGACGGCCCUGCUAUUCUGGCCGCCUUCAAGGAGUGCUCGAAGAACGCCAAGAUUGUCCUUGACAAGUACUACGUCGUUGAUACUCUCUUGCUGACGAAGGGCUUGGAGAAUGUGGAUGUUGAGCUGAGCGGGACCGUGCAGUACACGCCCGACAUUGCGAAAUGGUCGCCUCAAAGUCUGUAUCUGACCUACCAGAACGCAACGACGUUCUGGUUCCUCUCCGGGAACAACAUCCACCUGUACGGCGGCGGGACGCUUGACGCCAACGGUCAAGUAUGGUGGGAUACAUUUAACAACACGCAUAACGCCGGCACGGCGGGUGGCUCCUCCAGAACUUUCGCGCGACCCAUCCCGCUGACUGUCGGGAAUGCAACAAAUGUCGUGGUCGAGAAUAUUAAGCAGAUUGGCUCGCCUUUCUGGUUCGUGUAUCAGAGCACAAAUGUCACGUACAAGAACAUCAACAUCCGCACCGUCUCUUACUCCAGUAGCCCCACCGCCAACUCGGAUGGCUGGGACAUCUACCGUUCGGAUCACAUAACUAUACGCGAUUCCAUCGUUAUCAACGAUGAUGACUGCGUGUCAUUCAAGCCGAACAGCACGAACAUUGUUGUCGCAAAUAUGUGGUGCAACGGCUCUCACGGCAUCUCCGUCGGCAGCCUCGGACAAUACGCGGGGGAGACGGACAUCGUCGCGAACGUGUUCGUGAAGAACAUCACGAUGCUGAAUGCACAGAAUGGCGCGCGGAUCAAGGUCUUUGGCGGAAACCCUUCCCCCAAUAGCACCGUGGGUGGAGGGACGGGAUACGUCAAGAACAUCACCUUCGAGGACUUCUUUGUGUCCAACGUCGAUAACCCAGUCCUGAUCAACCAAUGCUACUCCACCCCCGCCGCUACAUGCGCGCAGUUCCCGAGCAACCUCAGCAUCUCAGAUGUACAUUACAUCAAUGUCACUGGCACGUCCUCCGGCGCAGAGGGCAGCGUCGUCGUCGACCUCGAGUGCUCUGACACGUGUGAGGACAUUACUGCCACGGGAACGAAGCUGACUCCGAAAAACGGGACGGCGGAAUACAUCUGCAAGAACAUCGCGAGCACGUCAGAGCUCGACUUCAACUGCACCGCUCCAUCAUGA
Messenger RNA from Dichomitus squalens LYAD-421 SS1, 1242 nucleotides. RefSeq names its product pectin lyase-like protein. The record is from RefSeq and is a predicted model, not a curated record. Gene Ontology annotation, biological process: carbohydrate metabolic process. Gene Ontology annotation, molecular function: polygalacturonase activity. The coding region runs from base 1 to 1242 and encodes 413 amino acids. The transcript is spliced from 11 exons. NCBI's taxonomy places the organism in Eukaryota, Fungi, Basidiomycota, Agaricomycetes, Polyporales, Polyporaceae.